This is a messenger RNA of Dentiscutata heterogama, 780 nucleotides long. The record is from the annotation of a GenBank genome assembly. Lineage: Eukaryota; Fungi; Glomeromycota; Glomeromycetes; Diversisporales; Gigasporaceae.
AUGUCCUUUCCAUAUCGAGAGCGACAACAACGAGGACCUUAUGUGACUAAGGCAUGUACAAAUUGCCAAAAAAAACACGCAAAAUGCACUGGAGGAGCAGCUUGUAAACGUUGUACACAACGAAAUCUUGAGUGUACCUUUAUCGAUUCGGGUAAAAAACGAGGACCGAAAAAGAAUGAUAAACACUCAGAACAGGUCUAUGCUCUUAACGGUCCUGAAAAUGAUUUUAAUGGAACCUCUAUGAUAUCCUCCGAUCCUGCAACCGAUUUUAAUGGAACCUCAAUGCUAUCUUCCGGUCCUGCAACCGAUUUUAAUGGAACCUCUAUGCUAUCUUCCGGUCCUGAAAAUGAUUUUGAUGGAAUCUCUAUGCUGUACUCUGGUUCGGCAAACGAUUUUAAUGGAACCUCUAUGUUAUCUUUCAGUCCUGCAAACGACUUUGAUGAAGCCUCUAUGCUAUCCUCUGGUCCUGCAAACGAUUUUGAUGGAACUUCUAUGCUAUCCUCCGUGACCCCUAAUCCCGAACAAGGUCACACAUCGACUUUAUUAUUUUCAUCAGGAAAUUUACAACGACAACUAGAUAAUUUUGACGACUUUACUCUUUAUUCUGACUUUUAUGUUUCUCAAGAACUCAGCUCAUUUUCUUAUCAAACUUGUACCAACACUGGAUAUGCUAUGCAAAAAAACCAUUUUAUAGAUAACACAUAUAUUAAUAAUAACAAUUUCUUUUUAUCUAAUAAUUUAUUAGUUGAUAAUAACUAUAUGUUACCAUUCCAAAACUAA